Messenger RNA from Camelina sativa (false flax), 837 nucleotides. NCBI's taxonomy places the organism in Eukaryota, Viridiplantae, Streptophyta, Magnoliopsida, Brassicales, Brassicaceae. The record is from RefSeq and is a predicted model, not a curated record.
AUGAAGCCGAGUACGAAUCCUUCCUUGCUGCUGGUCACCAACCAGGUUUUGGGGGAGUACGAGACAAAGGGUGGUCGUAUGGAGGCUUAUUUGUCCAUAGCUCGAGAACUAGUCGCUAAGUUCGAGGAUUUUGAAAUCACUAAGAUCCCACGAAGUGAAAACUCCGCCGCGGACGCUUUAGCAUCUUUGGCAUCCACUUCGGAUCCCACGACGACCAGGAUUAUCCCCGUCGAAAUUAUCCAGUAUCCGAGCAUUCGACUAGAAAACUCAAACGUCGUUACCCGCGAAAUGAAAAUGCAGCUGGCUGCAGAGGAGGCAGCUCACAAGGCGUCUGCGGACUCUUUGCCUCCAGAGGACCCAGCCCCCGUUAUGCCUACUCCGAUGGAAGUUCACCCACCUCUGGCCGAGCUAGACGCGAGUCAAAUUCCGGAACCGUCAGGCUCACCAAUCGACAAUCAAGCUGUUAUCCCACAUGCUACUUCGAGCGGCACGAAUUCUAACAGCUCGGGGGCAGAUGACUGGCGGAGCCCGAUCUGGGCUUACUUGGAAAAAGGGGAAUUUCCUGCCGACAAAUGGGCAGCCAGGAAACUCAAGGUUGUCAGUGCGCGGUACUGCGUUCGCAGCGGAAUACUUCUACGCCGAAGUGUAGCUGGUCUUUAUCUAGCAUGCGUGGCUGGUAGUGAGCCCGCGAUGCUAAUGCGAGCUGUUCACGAUGGUCCCAAUGGAAACCACUCCGGAGGUCGGACUCUGGCUUUCAAAAUCAAAAGGCAAGGUUACUUCUGGUCUACCAUGGUCACGGACUGCGAAAGAUAUUCUCGAGCUUGUGAGAAGUGUUAG